GGUCUAUGAUGUAUGAAAGGAAUAUAACUGCUGAUUUCUCUACAAAUUUGUAUUGAUAUUUUCAAACAAAAGUAAGAUUACAUUCCACAGAAGCCAAGGAAAACAGGAGUUCUCCGAUCAGUGGGCAAGAUACCCGUUGGUCUAACAGAAUCAUAGGAGAAAGUGAGAACUGCAGAUGCUGGAGAUCAGAGUCAAGAGUGUGGUGUUGGAAAAGCACAGCAGUUCAUAUUAGGCUUUCGGGACAAAGACCAAGAUUUCAAAUGUGAAUGGAAGUGAAGAUAUGAGAAAAAAGCUGGGCCAAAUGUCUGCUGUGGCAUCACUCCCAUAUUUUCAUGGAAACAUCAGCAAAAAGGCCUGUGAAGUUUUAUUUGCAGCCAAGGGAACAGAUGGAAGUUAUCUACUGCGAGAGAGUGAGACCAUCCCAAAUGCUUUAUGCCUCAGUGUCUUCUUUCAAAAAACUGUAUAUACAUAUAGAAUUUUGAAAAGUCAUCAAGGGCGUUAUGUGGUUCAGACUGGAUAUGGAGUUAAAGAAAAGUUCUUCAAAACACUGUCUGAUUUAAUUGCCUACUAUAAAAAACCUGGCAAAGGUCUAGUGAUUCAGUUAAGUUGCCCUCUGGAAAAAAACAAAACUAAACAGGAAGAUGAAGAGAAUGAAUAUGAAGAAGUUAAUGAUGCUGACUAUGUUGAAGUACUUGGCGAAUGAAAAUGUUCAAUCUUAUCGAACAGAAGAACAAUCUUCUUUCUUCUUAAAGUAACAUAAUGCAUUGGAAUUGUAAUAGCACAAUUUAUGCAUAUGUGUAUAGUACAUCAUAAGAAUGUAACCACUUAACCCAGAUGCAAUAUGCAUAUUGCAUUGAAAAACUCCUUUAGCUUCUCUCCCUCAUUAGCAGCAGCCUUCAUUUAUUAUAAAUACCUUUAAAUGUUCUUUGUAGCCAUUGAUCUUUAAAAUUUCUAAGCAACUAUAAUUUGCUUGAAAAUUUCUUUAAGGCCCCAGUUUUGUCAUCAAUGGCAAAUUGAUAACACUCAUUGCUGACCCCUAAGGAAUUGCCCAGGAAUGCAUUUCACAUUUCAUAGAGUUAUAGAGAUGGAAACACUCCCUUCGGUCCAACCCGUCCAUGCUGACCGGAUAUCCCGACCCAAUCUAGUCCCACCUGCCAGCACCCGGCCCAUAUCCCUCCAAACCCUUCCUAUUCAUAUAUCCAUCCAAAUGCCUCUUAAAUGUUGAAAUUGUACCAGCCUCCACAACAUCCUAUGGCAGCUCAUUCCAUACAUGUACCACCCUCUGCGUGAAAAAGUUGCCCCUUUUAUAUUUUUUAUAUAUUUCCCCUCUCAUCCGAAACCUAUGCCCUCUAGUUCUGGACUCCCCGACCCCAGGAAAAAGACUUUGUCUAUUUAUCCUAUCCAUGCCCCUCAUAAUUUUGUAAACCUCUAUAGGAUCACACCUCAGCCUCCAACACUCCAGGGAAAACAGCGCCAGCCUGUUCAGCCUCUCCCCGUAGCUCAGAUCCUCCAAUCCUGGCAACAUCCUUGUAAAUCUUUUCUGAACCGUUUCAAGUUUCACAACAGCUUUCCAAUAGGAAGGAGACCAGAAUUACACGCAAUAUUCCAACUAAUGACCUGUACAGCCGCAACAUGACCUCCCAACUCCCCUGUACUCAAUACUCUGACCAAUAAGGAAAGCAUAACAAACGCUUUCUUCACUAUCCUAUCUACCUGCGAAUCCACAUUCAAGGAGCUAUGAAUCUCUUUGUUCAGCAACACUCCUUAGGACCUUACCAUUAAGUGUAUAAGUCCUGCUAAGAUUUACUUUCCCAAAAUGCAGCACCUAGCAUUUAUCUGAAUUAAACCCUGGUGUUAAUUUGAUUUUACUGCCAAAAAUAGGGGCAUGCUGGUAUCCAGCACCAAUGCCACUAAAUAGUAAAUUGAAAAAUUCUCAGUAACAGGAAAAUGGGAUAUAAAAUGCAUUCGUUAUCCUUCACUUUUUCCAUCAACUUGUAGAGAAUGAAUUGCAGAUUGGAGUGCACACAUAGGAUUAAGACAGAAAGUGAAAUAUGUUGAAUAGAAAUUCGAAAAUGAUUUUAUAUUAAGUCCUAUGACAGCUUUCAUAAAGAAGAAAUUUGACAUUUCAAAAAUAUAAAAUUAGAUUUUGAGGGCUAAAAUGGCUGUUCAGCAACAAUCAACGCUGACAGCUUUAACAGCAUUAUCACUGCAAAAUCAAAUCCCUUGCAAAGUCUGGGCUUUUGGGCUGAUAAGGCCUCCAUAAAUUAUUCUAUAUUUGAUUUGGUAGAAAUUGCAUAGAGAAAGUUCUGACUAUUUUCAUUUGGGUUUCUGCACAAAUAAGGAAAGAAAAUGAGAGUUCUGUAAUUAUCAUAAAAUUAUUAAAGUCACAACUGUUAAUUGUUAACAGCAAUCCCACUUUAAUAAGAUUUUUCAACCUUAAAUCUAAUUUCCUCUCAACCUGAAAAAAAAUGCUGGAAAAACUCAGCAGCAUCUGUGGAGAGAGAAAUAGAAUUAAUAUUCUAAGUUUAAUUGGACUGUCUUUUGGAAACCCUCUCAAUCUGACUGGGAUCUACGCUCAUUAAACCUGAGAACCAGCUGAUCUGGUUUCCACUUGUUUGUGAGAGUGCGUGAGAGGGAAAAAUGGAAGUCAAAUUUCCAAUUGGCUGAUUGACAAAAAAACUUAUUUGUCACUGCAUGAAUAAGGUGAUCUUUGCAACAGAUUGAAGGAAUUGUAAAUUCAAAAGCCAGUUGCACAAAAACAUGGCAUUUCUGAAUCACAGAUUUCCCUAAUUCUGAACUGAAAAUGUCUUUUUGGAGUGAAAAGGCAAUGAAAAUAGGAAAGGCAAGUGUAAAAGUAAAAAUCACCAAUAUUAAUGAACUGCUUUGCUAAUUUCAUUACAAAAGAACUCAGAAAAUCAAACUUGAUGGAUGACAGUUGAGAGAUAAUAUUAAUAACAUUAAGACCUUGCCAAAGGUCUGAGUGUGAAAUUAUUUCAAGAGUUACAUGGUUAAAUGAAUUCCUGUGCCAAUGGAAAGUGAGACAAAGGCUUGCCAUCAAAAUGCUGUGUGGAUAUUGAUCAACACUCUGGUAAUGUAUGGACAAAAUAAAUAUUUCCAGAUUUCUAAGUUAAGUGUCUACCUAU
Molecule: messenger RNA, 3143 nt
Organism: Hemiscyllium ocellatum (epaulette shark)
Lineage: Eukaryota; Metazoa; Chordata; Chondrichthyes; Orectolobiformes; Hemiscylliidae
Product: SH2 domain-containing protein 1B-like
Exons: 6
Coding region: 281-703 (140 amino acids)
Source: RefSeq, a predicted model, not a curated record